CUGUGGGGAACCAUCAUACCUGCUCAGCACACUCUGAAUCAGAGUUCUUUCCGCUCAAUUGCAUUGUCAUGUUGAUACAGCCGCAUUCUUUCAGUGGCCCCCACCCCUGCACUUUUUUGGGGGAGCUGGGGUUGGUGGGAUUGAGGGAGCUGUUCCCGCCCAACAUCCCCUGGAAAAACCUGUGGUGAGAUCUCGCCACAUCCCACAUCCACACUCACAGAUGCAGGCUGUGAGUGUUUCACAUCUGUCCCGGGAACAUUCCAGCGCAACUUCCUCGUCUCCUGCUGACUUAAACCAGAGCACGGGGUGGACGUUCAGCUACACAAGCUUUGGUUCUGAAUUGGCUUUUUUUUUCCACGUCAAUAGCUCACCCAUUAACUGGGAAGGAAAAAGACCUGCUGUGCUGGACCAACACAGAGUGAGACCCCUCCGAGUCGGACAUGGGGAAAGUCUACUACGUCAGUAAAAAUGUUGGCCUCGGGAUGCUCGUGCUGGCGGUCACUGCUCUGGUUACCAUCAUAGCUCUGUCCAUCGCCUACGACAAGGAGCGAGCCAGGAAUCGGGGCGCGCCCGGAGACGCAGCGACAGGCGGCACCAGCGUGCCCGUGGCCCUCCCCACCCCCUCCGCCCCGAAGGAGCCCUGGGACCACUACAGGCUCCCGGACUCCCUGGUGCCCGUCACCUACAACGUCAGCCUGUGGCCCCGACUGAAGCCCGGCGCCGACGGCUUGUACGUCUUCACCGGCCGGUCGGCGGUGGUCAUCAGAUGUGUGAAGGAGACCGACCUCAUCAUCAUCCACUCCAACAAGCUGAACCUCACCGGCCUCCACGGGCACCACGCUGCGCUGACCGGCCUGGGGGAGGCCGUCGCGCCCGCCAUCUGGAGGUCUUGGCUUGUCGUGGAGACGGAGUAUCUGGUGAUCCAGCUGCGCGGCAGGCUAGCCGUUGGAGCGUCAUAUGUGCUUGACACCGAAUUUCGGGGGGAGCUGGCGGAUGACCUGGAAGGCUUCUACAGGAGUGAAUACACCGAGGGCGGUGUGAGGAAAGUUGUUGCUACCUCACAGAUGCAAGCUACGUAUGCGAGGAAAACCUUCCCCUGCUUCGACGAGCCCGCCAUGAAGGCUGUCUUCAACGUCACCAUCAUCCACGACCAAGACACCAUCGCUCUGUCCAACGGCAUGCUAAUUGGCAGUGAGGACUCGGUCAUUGACGGUGUGCCGGUCAGACAGACCACGUUUGAGCCCACAAAGAAGAUGUCCACGUAUCUGCUGGCGUUUAUCGUCAGCGACUUUCAUAGCAUUAAUUCAACCAUGAACAACAAUUUGUUGAUCCGAAUUUGGGCUCGAAGGAAAGCCAUAGAAUCCCAACAGGGCGACUAUGCUCUCAGCGUUACAGGGAAGAUCCUUCAGUUCUAUGAGCACUACUACAACGCUACAUAUCCGCUCUCUAAGUCAGAUCAGAUUGCUCUGCCUGACUUCAAUGCAGGAGCAAUGGAGAACUGGGGUCUGGUCACCUACAGGGAAACGGCCCUGCUCUUUGACCCCAUCAUGUCCUCAACUGGAAACAAAGAGAGAAUUACAACUGUCAUCUCCCACGAACUCGCACACAUGUGGUUUGGCAACCUGGUGACUAUGAAGUGGUGGAAUGACUUGUGGUUGAACGAGGGCUUCGCGUCAUACGUGGAGUACCUCGGAGCCGACUACGCUGAGCCCACCUGGAGCAUGAAAGACCAGAUCAUACUGUCUGACGUGCACAAGGUGUUUGCGAUGGAUGCCCUGGCCACCUCACACCCGCUGUCCCGUCAAGAAGAGGAGGUCAACACCCCUGCUCAGAUCAGCGAGAUGUUCAACACAAUCUCCUACAGCAAGGGAGCGGCGGUGCUCAGGAUGCUGUCAGAGUUUCUCACUGAGCCUGUGUUUGCCAAAGGACUCAGUUCUUAUUUGAACACAUUCGCCUUCGGCAACACGGUGUACAGAGACUUGUGGGACCACCUCCAGCAGGCAGUUGAAAAUACUCCAGGUAUGCAUAUUCCUCACACCGUCCACGACAUCAUGAACCGCUGGAUUCUGCAGAUGGGCUUCCCAGUGGUCACUAUUGACACCCGGACAGGAAGCAUCACACAGAAACACUUCCUGUUGGAUCCAGACUCCGUCGUGAACCGGCCCUCUAAGUUCAAUUACACAUGGUUUGUCCCGAUCAAAUGGAAGAAGACAGGUGUGGAGCAGCACCAGUACUGGCUCCUUCAAGAGACAGACGUCCAUUCUCAGAUGAGAGUUUCAGGAGAGGACUGGGUACUGGCCAACACCAAUGUAACCGGGUACUUUAGAGUCAACUAUGAUCUUGACAACUGGAAUCGCCUCCUCUCCCUGCUCAACACUAACCAUCAGGCCUUGUCAAUAAUCAACAGAGCACAGAUCAUAGAUGAUGCUUUCAACCUAGCAAGAGCCAAAAUAGUCAAUAUAACAUUGGCCCUGAAGACAACCAAAUACCUGUCCAAGGAAAGAGACUACAUCCCCUGGGAGUCAGCUCUGAGAAACCUCAACUACUUCAUCCUCAUGUUCGACCGCACCGAGGUCUACGGGGCGUUACAGACAUACCUCAAGAAACAAAUUCAACCACUUUUUGAGCACUUCCGGACAAUAACAGAGAACUGGACCAAAGUACCUUCAGGACACAAUGAUCAGUAUAAUCAAAUCAAUGCUAUUCGAAUAGCAUGCAAUAUGGGUGUGCAGGGUUGCAGGGAGCUGAUCAAAAGCUGGUUCAGCCAGUGGAUGGAAAAUCCACAUCAAAACCCGAUCCAUCCCAACUUGAAAAGCACCGUUUACUGCACGGCCAUAGCCUUCGGCGGUGUGGAGGAGUGGGACUUUGCUUGGAGAAUGUUCAAAAACGCCACUCUUGCAUCCGAAGCCUCCAGGCUCAGGGCGGCCUUAGCCUGCACCAAAGCACCGUGGCUGUUGAACAGGUACCUGGAGUACACCCUGGACCCGACGAGAAUCCGAAAGCAAGACGCCACAUCUACCAUCCAGUACAUUGCCCAAAAUACUGUGGGGAUGCCGCUGACCUGGAACUUUGUCAGAGCAAGAUGGAGCUACCUUUUUGAACAGUAUGGACGAGGAUCAUUUUCUUUCUUUGGUCUCAUCCACGGAAUUACAACGAGAUUCUCUACAGAGUUUGAGUUGCAGGAGCUGAAUAAAUUCAAAGAAGACAACCUCCAUGUUGGUUUUGGCUCAGCCACCAUGGCCCUGGAGCAAGCUAUAGAAAAGACCAAGGCCAACAUCAAAUGGGUGGCAGAGAAUAAAGCCCAUGUGAUGAACUGGUUUAACGAGGAGUCCAAAUGAGAACACCAGGACGCUCAAAAUGUCUUUUUAGUUGUGCCGUCAGGGAUGUGAAAUAAAUGACAAACACUUU
Molecule: messenger RNA, 3408 nt
Organism: Pungitius pungitius (ninespine stickleback)
Lineage: Eukaryota; Metazoa; Chordata; Actinopteri; Perciformes; Gasterosteidae
Product: aminopeptidase N-like
Exons: 21
Coding region: 441-3338 (965 amino acids)
Biological process (GO): peptide catabolic process; proteolysis
Cellular component (GO): cytoplasm; plasma membrane
Molecular function (GO): peptide binding; metalloaminopeptidase activity; zinc ion binding
Source: RefSeq, a predicted model, not a curated record